CUCGAUUGCCACUCAUGCUCAUUUCAUCAUUUCAUUAUGAAAGAAACCUUGCAGCUACCUUUCUAAUUAUUUUUGCAGUUUGAAUUUCAAAACGGAACAUUCUAAGGUUGUUCCUUCAAAGUUCUUUCUGAGUUUAAGGUAAAGUUCAAGGCACAUCCAAGAAACUGGACAAAUGUAUCCACUGGACAAAUUUCCUCAGGAAUGAUAGCAAUGUCAAAAAAACACUAAUUUCAAUACAUUCACUCAGUGCAUUCUUUAAGUCCCAUUCUCAAGCCCCAUACUUCAGGCAUAUCACAGAAAAACCACCACUUCAGUGAAUAUACAAAUGGUCCCACAGUCCAUUUAACGUUUCAGUCACCGAACUCUAAAUGUAUGGAUAGUAUUCCCCGUGACUAUCACAUAAAACAGUCGUGCUACUUUGGCGCCAUCCACCGGCAACAACCCGAUAGACUAGAAUAUGUUUGCAGGAUAGGCUUGACCCACUCAAUUAUAUUUCGCUUUCACAGUUGACAUAAUUUGGAGUUCUGUCUCUGAAAAAGAAGUUCGGUAAGCAACAAUAAUCAAUUAUGGGUGUCAUCUUGUUGAAUUAUUUUGAAACUUAUAUUAUUAAAAAUAUCGUUUAAAAAAACGUGUACUUACGAUCGAUGCAAUUGUAAUUAGUUUAUCCUAAAAUAUAAUAGAGAAUUUGUAUAUAACAGACAUGAGCCCAUGUCACGUGUUACGAAGGACGGGAUUUCCUUGUCACCUUCAAGUAAUGUGAUGCCUGUGAUCGGAGGAAGGCAUGCGGUGUUCCUCGAGUGAAAAUGACAGACAAGCAUCCCAUCGUUUUUACCAUAAAGCAGACGUCAGUGGCUUCGCAGUCCUUGACUCUAUGGACUCACAUGACGUUACGACGAUGUUGGAGUGUGCUGUUCCCGCUUCGGAGGUCGCCAGACAAAGAAUGGGAUCAGACACUGAAAACAGUUACGCACAUACACGGGGAGAGAUAAGUAGUACUUAUAUAGGCUGCUACCCAAAUCGAGCUGGAUUUCAGCGAAAGAGGACAGAGAAAGAAAUAUUUGGGUGAAUAUUGAGAGGAGACAUAAUCAGAUAGAGGAAUAAGUGGACCACCGGUUGGAUUCCUUGCUGCUGUGGGUUAGUGGAUUAGUAAAGUGUGAGUACUCUGGAGGUCUCCAUCCUUUUGCCUUGUGACUGAAAAGCGCUGAAAUUGAGACAGCAUCAGAGUGUGGCCUAGGCACUUUCAGAGUCUCAGUGAGCAUCAGCACGUCAGUGUGGAAUGGGCCUCACUCUUUGCCGGUGGCUGUGUCCUGACCGCACUUGGAGAAAAAGGGCCCCGCCCUCUUUGUCCUCCUCACCCUUCCACCCUCUGGCUGUGACCGCACCGUUCCGACUGGCUGUCCUGUUGGACGGCCCGCCUGCCUGCUUCACCGGCCCCAAGUCCUCUUGGAGCCCCGUGCACCACUCCCCCAACUUCUCCCUCUCCCGGGACGGGACUGUGGCUCAGCGCACUCCUGCGGAGCAGAGCACGGACGGGGUGCGAGGGGCAGAGGGGGAGCAGGGUGGGCUGCACGUGUGGGCGGUAGACUGGGACCCAGCAGAGAGGGGGAGCCAUGCCGUGCUGGGGGUGUCCACUCAACACUGCCCCCUGCAGGCGUCUGGGUACACAGCGCUGGUGGGAGGAGACGCUGAGUCUUGGGGCUGGGAGCUGGGCUCCAAUGAGGUUUGGCACAACGGCGUGCCGUGUGGCCGCUACCCCAGGAUGGGGACAGAGCUGGGGGAACAGGAGCGAGAGCAGUGCCCUCUGCUGGCCGUGCCAGGUCGUGUGCUGAUGGUGCUGGACGGGGAUGCUGGGACUCUGGGCUUUGUAGUGGACGGCUGCUUCCUGGGCAUGGCUGUGUGGAAUCUGCCUCUCGGGGUGCGGCUCUUUCCUGCAGUGAGCAGUGUGUGGGGGGGGUCCCGCAUCACCCUGCGCUAUCUCAAUGGAGGACCCAGAGAGCCCCCGUCACUCACAUCUCUGUGCUGCCUCUCAGUCCGCUUGUCCCUGGAGAGGGAUAGGGAGACACCCCCCGCCCUGGAGAGGUUCCUCUGGCAUGUCCCACCUGGUCUAAAGCCACUUCUCAGGAACAGCACUUGCUAGCACUAAAGGCUUGGCAUGCUGUUUUUCCUGUCCUCACACACAGACACGUAGUGCAGGUGUGUGAACUUCAUUCCUGAACACGUAUAGCUGGUUUGGUGGGUGUGUGGAAAACUUUGGAAAAUAAAUCAAGAAUAAGAAUAAAUGACAAGUAUAUUUCCUCCAGCUAGUUUUACUUGCUGAAAGACAAUUCAGAGUAAGUUUUUCAAAACUGUUAGCUGCUGAACUAAGCUUGCAUAUGCUCAGUAGGCUAUGUCUGGGGCUUCCAUCCCCACAAUGGACACAAUUAGGAAAUUCUUUCCUGACAAUCCUUCAUAAAAAAACAAAAAACAAAUGUUAAUUUGAUCUUAAAUAUUGAGCACUACUGUGAGCUCCAAAUGUAUUUCCACAAAUGAAAAUGUCAUGGAAUUAAAAAAAAAAAAAGAUAUUAUAAAGAUAACUGUAGUGUUUCUUCGAUCCUGUUAUCAGUAAUGGUGUCUGAUUUACAAAUAGUCUAUAUGGUCUGUAGACUUUACUUAUUUUGGAAAUGUCUUUUUUGAUGAACUAAUCAAAUUUGUGAAAAUGUAAAAGCUACCAUCAUUGGGUCGAAAUACAUUUCUUAAGGUAAAAAUUAAACAAUGUAAUAAUUAUUACAUUACAUUCCAUUCCAUUACAGGCAUUUAGCAGACGCUCUUAUCCAGAGCGACGUACAAGUGCAUUGGUUCACGGUGUAGAGGUGCAAAAGAAACACACUAGAGUGAAGUAAGGAUCAUAGUGCCAGAAGUUACUUACUUAGUUAAGUUAAGUUAAUUACUUUUGAAGUAUUCGUUUUUAGGUGAAAUGUUAAGACUUCAAAAUUGUGAAAUGAAAUUAGAUUCAACAGAACAAAUUAAAUUAUUAUCCUAUUUCACAAUAACCACUUGCAUCUUACACAAUAUAUGCGUGCCAUAAAUAAAGUUUAAAAGGA
Messenger RNA from Anguilla rostrata (American eel), 3080 nucleotides. RefSeq names its product SPRY domain-containing SOCS box protein 4. Gene Ontology annotation, biological process: proteasome-mediated ubiquitin-dependent protein catabolic process. Gene Ontology annotation, cellular component: SCF ubiquitin ligase complex. Lineage: Eukaryota; Metazoa; Chordata; Actinopteri; Anguilliformes; Anguillidae. The record is from RefSeq and is a predicted model, not a curated record. Gene Ontology annotation, molecular function: protein binding. The transcript has 5 exons. Bases 1277 to 2137 code for a protein of 286 amino acids.